ACAAACAUGGCCAACUUGGAUGUGGUUGAUACUUCGGUGUUGGAUGACAAAAACGACGCAGCAGUUUUGGAUGAUGAUAAACCUGCUGUUUUGAAAGAAUUCGAAGGAGCGACUUUAGAAAUAACUUCUAGUGAUGCUACUAUCACCGAUAUUAGUCACAAUAUGCAGCCUGAAAUCAGCUUUGCCCCUCAACCAAGAACAAUCGGUGGUGCUAGUGAACUUUCAAGAGACAGACCUGGAAGCGUUAUUGGAAGAGCCAGCAUUAGAUCAGGGAGCAGUCGUACUUCUAUCAAACCUGGCAUUGUGCAAAGUGAUUUUUCAGCGCGGUCUUAUUACUGUUAUAAAGAAAGUCAUUUUGAAAAGGCAGUGAACUCUAUCAAGAGAAUAAUCAAGCCUGAACUGGAUGGAGAACUUAAGUCUUCAUGGCUUCUGACAGAAAUUGACCAUUGGGACUUUGAACGAGAGAAAAUAGUUUUGCUAACAGAGUAUUCUGUGUUUAUUGUGAAGUACAACUUCAUCAAUGAAACACUGUAUGAGUAUCGCCGUGUGAUGCUCCAUGUUAUUAACUCCAUCUGUAUAGGAGAUUUCCAGUACCCUAAUGUUUCACUGAUGCCAGACAGAAAGCAUGGGGGUAUUCAACUGAGAUGGGACAAAGGUCAGCAGUUAACCUUUGGCCAGAAGUGGAAUCCUUGGUGCACAGACAUCCCAUGGGUGACCCUCUCUCACCAUCCUCUUAUCUACAACCCUAAAGAGAAUGAGACAGUGACUUACAAUGUUGAUGAGUUCUUUGAGUCUUUGGUCACGGCUGCUAGUAAGGUUUACACUGAAAAGCGCCCAGGAGAGAAGCUGAAAGUUAUUGAAGGACCUGUGGUGAUAGAAAGCUAUGCAAAUCCUGCCUCUAUAGUUUACAACCAAAGUGGAGUCGGAUUCUUUAGGGAUAGAAACGGAUUGAGUUAUUAGUUGUUUUUACUUUAGUGUAAUAUUUUUGUGUGUCAAUUUUACCUCCCCUUUAUUUAAUCUCCACCAUUUUUACCCUAAGGUUUCUAUUCCAUGAGGAAUUUUAAUCCUGUUUUUUAUAUGAUCAUACCUUUGUUCCGUUGUUCUUUUUUAAAAAGUUUAUGUUUGUAUAGAUAUUUAACAGCAGUUUAUAUUUGUAUUUUAUAGAUUUAUCAUUUAUGUGCAAUGUAACACUAUAAUUUUUAAAGUAACUGAAGUCACUUAGCAGCUUCAUUUUAUUCUAGCAUAAUUACAUUAAUUUUAAAAACGGACACAUAGUAGUAUGUCAGUUUGAACUAUGUGGGUGUUUAGCUCUCAAAGGCUGGAUCAUAGUAAGGAACUGACUCAUUGGAAAAAUUCUUUAAAUUCUCAACAAAUGUCUGAUCUUAAUGGGUGAGACAUUCAUGAUUCCUUUUAAAAAAUGUGCUGCUUUCCAUUUUUUUUUUUCAAUCCCUUCAACAAAUUUUCCCAAAAAUGAAAACACCAACAGGUUUCUAAACUAGAACAAAUUAUUGAAAAAACAGAUCAUGCAAACUGUAUACUCUUUGUCUUUCUUUGUGUGCAUCAUAAGAUUGUAUGUUUUGAAGAACAUAUACUUUAUCAAUAAAUGUAUACUUUAUCAUUUUAAAAAAUCAGUUAUUGUAAACCACACUGUUUAGACAUUUUGUGGUUACUUGGACACUCCUGUUGUUUUUUUUUAUAAGUCACGGUUUUUUUAAAUUAUGUCAGGUCCUUUAAUUUUGGAAACCCGACUAGGCUAACUUGGCAUGAUGUAGCAAUAUUCUUUUAACAACAUCCUAGGUGUAGGGCGAGGAUUUUCUCUGCUCAUCUAUAUGCACUGGUUUAAACUUUUACUAAUCUGUGCCAAAUAUGGAUUACCAUUUUAUCCAAAUCACUGGUUAUACAAAAAAUAUGUUUAUUUUGAGAUUGUUGGUAUUAUAUUGAAACUCAGUUUAUUGAAAAAUGUGAUUGCAAGAUGCUCCUCGUUUGACCAAUGUUGCUUGGUGUUAGACAAAGGAGAGGGGUCAGCGUGGUGGAGUCGGUAAAGCUCAUGGUUGCUAAACCGAAAAGUCUCAAGUUCGAACCCUCGGGCAGUUGAGGCUCGUUAGCUGGGGACAGCCACUCUUCUAGGAGAGACAACUCCAAAAUCAAACAACUGUUGCCUUGUAGUUUGUUCUUGGUUGGACAAAGGCUAUGGAAGCAAAUCCAAAAAGAAAAGCAGGCUGAAAUCGGAGUCAAUGGCCUCAAUGGCGCAUAACCAGUUGACACGUAAUCCUUAAUUGUGAUGGAAGCAUGGUCAAGUCGGCAAAGCUCAUGGUUGAUAAAUUCAAAAAAAGUUUCGAGUUCAAACCCUCUGGCAGAUUAGGCUCGAUCCCUCCCAACACUAAAAAUUAAGAACGAAGAAGAAGAAGAAGACAAAGGAGAUCAAAGCAGUGGGAUGCAAUGCUGUAGGUAUAGUUUUUGUUUGCUUUGGUCUUUUGCCACAAACCUGUCUAUACUAAUUUACUAGGAAAGUGGAGAAUCAGUUGCAAAGAUGUAGCUUUGCUUUUUCUCUUUCCACCAACAUUUUUAUAUGUAAAUUUAAUUUUUAAUACUUGUUUAAUUAUUUCUCUCAAAAUGCUUUUAAUGAUGGGGAAACUGUUUUUAGAGUGGUUAGUUACAUCUUGAUAUAGGAUACAGCUAUGCAUGUUUUCUAUUCUUGAAUUAUUAUAGUUGAGUUUUUUUUUACACAAAUUUGUAUUAAUGUUAUCCCUCGCUGUUUGAUAUAUAUUGCAAAAGGUUGUGUUUUUUAAUUUUAAGACAACUAUGACAUGUUUUUGUUUGCUCAACAGUUUUGUUACCAGCUGCAAAUGUCCCUCUAAUUUAUUGGUUUAGUGUGAAGUAUUGAGCUUUGGAUUUUUAUGUUGUGCUUUAGAGUUUGAUAAAGCUAGAAACCCACUGGAUCUUCAUAGUGUUAUACCAUAAUAAACCAUGACUUCUACAUUAUUUUAUGUCCCAGCCUAUGCUAAAUGUCCUUUUCUUGUUUAUAAACUUAAAUAAUUGCAUCAACUUUGUAAAAUGUUGUUUUGCCUUUCAUCUGCUCGACAUGUUUGGAUUAGUAAACUAUUUACUACUAACCAGAAAGAAUUGUUCACACCUAAGCUAAAUUUUAAAAAUUGAAUUCACUAAGUACUUUUUAAAUUUUAAACAGUUUUUUAAAUGUAUAUUUACUUAGGAAUUUUUACACAGCACAAUUUUUUUUUAUAAAGUUCUGUAUGGAGGCUGACAUAACAUGUAACAGUACUGUUUUUGUUACGCAAAUUCAAUUUUGCUUUUAUUAGUGUCUUUUACUGUAUCCAUUAAUAUUCCCUUUGUAAUCAAGCUACUGAACGAUAUUUUAUUUUAUUUAUGGCAAUAGUCAUUCCAAAUCCAUCCUGCUUUGAUUAUAUUCUUAAUUCUAGUUAAUGUAAAAUUUUACUUUUAUCCAUUUUUUACCUAUACCAAAAACAUAUUAACUUACUUAUAUGUUACUCUUAGAAAAUUUCACACAGUAAUUAUUUCAAAGGUUAACAUUCCACUUCACAAUUUCACCAAUAUGAACAAUCUAGAGUAUAUUUUAGAAGUUAUACUAUUGUACUCAUUGUUAAUAAGGCACAAUAUGAUACACAAUGAUUUUUAACCAAGUUCUAGUGACACUGAUGUUAAUUUAGGUUUUGCUCAUAGUUUAGAGAAGGAUAAAACUUGCAAAACAAAGAAUCUUUUGUACAUAAAUCUAGACAAUAUUGCAGUAUAUUAUUCUGACUUCAAUUGUGUUUAUAUUUUUAGUUUACACUGAAUUGUUAGUGGCAUAAGGCACAGUUAGAUACCUUAAUAAUUUGUAAAUUAGUCCUUUUUGCCAGGUUUUAAAUACUUCUGUACUGAAAAUUGUAAUUUAAUGUUUAUCUCACAAUAGAUAACAAUUUGAAGCAGAACUUGAUACAAAUUAUAGAUUAGUUUUAUUGUUCUAGUCAGUCGACAAGUUUAUAAAUAUAGCUACAUGCAGUGUACAUACUACACCUGUUUCUGUUAGACUGAAUGUGCCUGCAGGGGUGGUAACUCCCUCACACAGUGCCAUUGGUUGUUAUUCUUUUUGCCUGCUUUCAGUGUUUACUAGAAGUCCAUUUCUCAGUGCAAUUUAGUGGAAACCACAAAAUGUGUUUAACGGAAAGAAAAAAAUAAAUCACAUUCAGAAAAUAACUUGUUUGUGGUUACUAAGAAUGUGUAGGUUUUUAAACGGUUUCUAAGAAUGCAAUGAUGUUGAUAUCUAUUCUGGAAAAAGUAGCAAAUUAAAGGGCAAAAAUCCAGUCCAGAUUUGUGGAAGAAUUUGUUAUGUUCAUUGAUUCACUGAAUGCCUCUGGUUCUAAUGCAUUCAGUUGUUAGUAUCAAUGUGGAGAAAUGAUAGAGGUUUUAGACACCAGAGAAUGAACACAUUACAUUGAUUACAGUUUUUGUAGUAACAAAUUGUGUAAUGAAAGCAUUGUUUUUGACAGCAAUGAUCUAUAGAAAUG
Messenger RNA from Physella acuta, 4523 nucleotides. RefSeq names its product tumor protein p63-regulated gene 1-like protein. Gene Ontology annotation, cellular component: cytoplasm. The record is from RefSeq and is a predicted model, not a curated record. Lineage: Eukaryota; Metazoa; Mollusca; Gastropoda; Physidae.